AUGCUUCAUCGGUUUUUCCAUUCGUUAGUGGUAUUUAGUUGGAGUUGUUCGUUUGCUUGUGGUUGGACCCUGCCCAGGAGUAGCCAAUUGGGCGAUAGCGGACAAGUGAUAAGGCCAUUUAGGCAUAAGCAGCCCAGAUUGCCCCGGGAUGUUGUUAUUACCCCUGAGCCCGGUCCAUUUCAAGUACCAUAUCUAGAGCUGAAGGAAUCUGCCUUUUGGGACCGGGAAAACUUUGAUAAGUUACUACAGCAGGGAACUCAACUGUACGGUAAGAGUUUACAUCCAUUGGCUGCAAGGUGGAUAAAUUGCAGAUUGAAGAGAAUCAACCUUAAUAAUGACCCACAAAUAGCAAUUUCUAUUGACAAAUUCACCAGUAAUUUGUCUCGCGAUGGCAUCCCGUACAUCGACCAGCCUAGUAUUUGCAUAGAGGAGCUCUUGUCUACGAGGGUCGGAGAAAAUAACCUGGAACAAUAUAUACUUUUGCUAUGGGACUACUUUCAACUCAAUUAUUUCAAGACGCUUAUUCCCAGUUCACUAGAUAUGGAGUUUUGUCUCUCAGAUACUUUUUUAGAUACAGUCUCAUUUUUCCCCUACUGCGAAAAUGACAUAUACGCCUUUUGGGACGGGGAUUCACUGGCCCUGCCCGUAAUCAUUUUUUACAGACCAUUACUCUUCGAUAGUAAUGGUAGGUGUUUCCAAAAUUUGCUAAAAUUGACUGUUUUCCGCAGUGCAUGCGAAUUAUUCUACAAUCUAUACUGGAGUGGUGAUAAGGAAAAUGAACAAAACUGGCAACGCUUCCAAAUCCUACCUAAAAUAAUAUCAAAGUGCGAAAAAGAAGGGCUAUUCACUACUGUUUUAAAAAACCCGUCAUUCCGUUCCAUGGAUUAUGCACUUGUGAACCUUCACAAUAGGGCUGCCAGUCCCACAAUGAUGGAUAAAUUUCCAUCCCUCAUAUACACCCCACAAUCGUUUAUUGAAUCCGGAAAACUCAAUGACUGGGAUAAAUCUCUGCAAAUACCUCCGCAGAUAGACACGCCCCUCGCCCUCUCCUCGAUGGAUUUAUUCAAGGCAACUCUCAGCGAGACGGCUAAGGGCACUGAAGUAGUCAAACAUAUUGUAACAAUGAAAAUCCCCAUAGAUGAAUUUUCUCGGGCCCUUCUAAAGGGCAAUCUCGAGCAGGCAGCUAACGUCAUUUCCCUGGGAUACGACAAGUUACUGCUUCUCAAACCAGUGCAGCUUAACUUUGUGGAAAACGCACUUGUCACGACUUGUGAAUCAUUGCUAAAACCACAUUUACAAACGCAGAAUCGAAAUGAUACAAAUGACCCACAAAAUGGGGAAAAAAAGAAUUAUGCAAAUGAUAUGCUAGAAGAAACAAUUAUUAAAGCCUAUCACUUUAUCAGGCGUCUGUUUGACCAAAUACGGGUGACAAAUAACUACCCGUCUUUAGACUCCUCCUUUUUAUCCGCGGCAGAGGGCACUAUCUUAGCCAAUACUGUGGCAGAAUCUCGUGCUGAUAAAAUGAUUGAUCUGGUCAAAAAUUAUACGCCUGUGCUCUUCCCCAAUGAAUAUCUCAACGACCUAAUCCCCAUUGAAGAUCUCAUAGCGCUAGAAUACAUUUUGAAUUUCUAUAACUUUAACCUAUUCGGAGGCCGCUUGCCGACAUCGCUGCAUGUAAAGUUUGCAGAAUUAACCGCUGAUAUUGAUGCACAAAAUAGCACCAAGGCAAAAUUUGACGAAGCCGGUGACGAUGGGGGGGGAAAAAUUCCUCUCCUGACCGGGGGGUGGCAGGGGACCCCUUGUGAAGAAAAUAUAACUUCUCACAAUUUAAAUUUAAGUACGAAUGAUUCCAACCAUUCGGAACUGGGGCCUGUAACUAUAUACUUAUCCAAUAAAUUAUUGGAGACCGCAGGCGGAGAUAGUUGCGUCAUAUCUAGAAAAGAUAAAAAAAUUCUGAUAUGCAAAUUAUUGCUCGACGAGUGCGUAGAAAUAUUCAAACGCUCUGUCAACAUAAAUGAAGAGUAUUGGUCCAGUGAAUUGAUUAAUUUUCACCUGAGCCAUGUUAUUGAAAAAUCCAAUUGCUGGCCCUUCCACUAUGACGAAGCACUGCCCACGGGUACUCCCGGUCCAGACCACGCCUGUGGACAUGAGCCUCACGUUGGCGCCACAGUAGAUAAAUUAUCCCAUACAGAUCGAGCUUUGUUGUGUAUGAAGAAUAGAUAUUUCAGGCAAACGAUAGACUUCGCAUGGGAAUCUGGAAAGCUUCCAUUUAGACUAAUAAACUCCUUGGCGUAUUCUGGCAACCUUAUGAUGAUAGAAAGCCUGCUAGGCUCCAAGCAGGCAAUAGGAUAUUUUACCAAACUGGACUACAAGCAAUUGUUACUCUAUGAGAAUUUGAUUAAAGAGAGUGUCAAAUCCAGUUUUUAUGGUAACACUAUUGAGUUACUGGCAGAGGCAAUUAGUGCAAUAGAUGUUUCUUUUGAAAACAUAAGGGUUGAAUGGCAUUUGCAUAAUUUAAUUUCAUCCAAAACCAUUAUGGAGGGGCUCAUACACAGUUACAAUAGACAGGCAGAAGCCAUGGGCGAGGUUUGUUAUGAGCAAAAGCUUUAUCCAUUUGGCCCAUUCGGCCAAUUUGUGGCGCUGGAAAAUAAUGAUUUCGGGCCUCUGCAGCAUUUGGAUGUUCAGCCGUACAUAGAAUGUCUUAAAAAAGGCACCAGGAAGCAUUUGAAUGGGAUGGAACGAAGGGACGUUUUGCAAAAUCUAUACCGUUAUUACAAUGACAAAAUAUUCUCUAAUGCACUACCCGCAGUUGUUAAAGAUCCACAAAAUAAUGAAACCACGUGUGAUAUCAAAUUUAGUGACAUUUGGAGGAGUGGGAUCCUCUCAAAUGUCGAAUACACCCAGGAUCUAAAGCCGAUCAUCACCAUAGAUGAGCAUGUGAGUGAUCUAAAGAUGUUGAAUGAUUUGUUAUUAUUACAGAUGCUGAAAAUGCACUAUAUGUACAAAGUUAAUACGGCACCCAGUGUAUUUGCAGAAUCGUUACCCCCCGACUAUAGCUUGGUGUUUGCUUCUUGUUCAAGAGAGAUUAAAAGGAGGUUUGACGAAAAAUAUCUUGCCUCAUUUAAAUACCCAAAGACAGAGCAUAUAGCUGUCCAUGAUACCCUGAAGUCACUGCGAAUUAGUCACUUUGUUAACCAGGUAUUGGAAGGGCACUGCAAGACGAAUAAUUCUUCCAAAGACAAAGACUUCCAAUUGAUUAACGUUGCGAUUGAAUCUUCAUUGUACGGAUUUGCUCAUUAUCUUAUAGAGUUGACAGAUGCGAAUGCAGAUGCAACGGACGACAAUCCUAUUUCACUAACGGAUAAUAUACCAAACUUUGAGUAUUUUAGACCCCUGUUUGAAAAGCUGGGGCUACCAUAUACGAUUGGUCAACUAGAUCAGGAGUGGAUCUCGAGGCUAACAGAUGAUGAGGCACUACAGUUGUCUCAUAUUACAGAUGUAGAUGAUAACAUCAUUGGCAUGCUGGCCUCCGCUGGAUUUGGUAUUGAAAGAAUUUUAGAGUUGCUGUCUCCCGGCAACAGCGGCGCCAGGACAGUUACCACAGAUAUCGAGAACCCAGUCACGCCUGAUGAAGCUGAAGGGGUAGAACUAGAACGUGACGACGGUAAAGAAUCUAUGGUAAAGGCAAUUCUAAGUGAAUAUGAACCGAAGGUGAUUCAUUACACUGGGGCCGUAAUCGACGAGAUUCUAAGCCAACGAGUUGAGGACGCAAGGAGGUUUAUUUGGUCGCUAGAUGCUAAUGUUAGGGAACAGAUUAUCACACUGAGCGUCAGGCUGAUUGAGGGUAUGAAGGGACGUGGAGCAAUCGCGGCAGAUAUUGCAGACAAAGCCCUGAAGAAUUUGACACAGAUUUUACUAUAA
Babesia microti strain RI is the source of this 3921-nucleotide messenger RNA. RefSeq lists its product as hypothetical. Lineage: Eukaryota; Apicomplexa; Aconoidasida; Piroplasmida; Babesiidae. The record is from RefSeq and is a predicted model, not a curated record. The transcript has 3 exons. Bases 1 to 3921 code for a protein of 1306 amino acids.